AUGCUUAUUCUUUUGUUUUUAUGUAUUGGUUUUGUGCAGGUUCAAACGUUCAAAGUGUGUUCGAGUGAUAGUGAUUGCUCAAAGGCUCUUCCAUUUUGUAUCCAAAAAGGACCCAAUGAUGAUAAAGUGUGUAUGGGAAAAUCCGCGCCAAUGGAAGCCUGUUUUUCCAAUAAACAAUGUCGACACAUAAACAUCUUCUAUAAAUGCGUCACAUAUGAUGGGGAAUUUGCUGGAAUCUGUCUGUCUUCUCCUGAU
Messenger RNA from Mesorhabditis belari, 255 nucleotides. Lineage: Eukaryota; Metazoa; Nematoda; Chromadorea; Rhabditida; Rhabditidae. The record is from the annotation of a GenBank genome assembly.